AUGGGUAACGACGGUGGUAGUAUACCGACUCGUCGCGAGCUGGUCAAAGAAGCAGCACGUGCUCUCACGACCAGCGAGCUCAAAGAAACCCGUCAAGAACAGCAGGAAUACCACUGGACCACGGAUCCAAUCUCGACCAAGCCGCUUGCUCAGCCAGUGGUAUCGGACUCAUCGGGGAAGCUAUACAAUAAGGACACAGUCCUGGAGUACCUCGUGGAAGGUGCACGUAAGGACGACGCAGAGCGCAUCACUGGAGGCGCAAUCAAGAGUCUCAAGGAUGUCGUGGAGGUGAAGUUUGAGGUUGGCAGCAAGGCGGGAGAGACAGCGACGGGUGAGAUCUGGGUCUGCCCCAUAACUGGUGAUAGACUUGGGCCAAGCUCAAAGGCAGUGUACCUGGUGCCAUGCGGACAUGCGUUCUCCGGCACAGCCAUUAAGGAGGUUUCAGGCGAGAAGUGUUUGACUUGUGAAACUGCGUAUGCUUCGAAUGAUAUCAUCGCGAUCCUACCAACGAUCGAUACGGACAUCGCGCGACUAUCGUUGCGGGUCAAGACUCUGCAAGAAAAAGGACUAUCGCAUUCGCUUAAGAAGGCCUCAGGCGGCAACAAGAAGCGCAAGAAGAAGGACGAGGUUGUCGUGGUUGUGAAUGACGGGAGAAAAGUCCAGCAGGAUAUGCAGCAGGAAUUAGUUCAGGAUAAGACUUCCACAGCAGGCAACGAUGCACCUGCAAAGGAUAGCCAUAAGAGCAUCAACAACGCGUCCACCGCUUCUCUAACAGCAAAAGUGCUGGACGAGCAAGAGCGCACGAAAAAGCGCAAGCUCGAGAACCAAAAUGUGCGUAGUCUGUUCUCGACUCGAGACCAGGCGAAGCCAUCUGGCAAGAGUAGUGAUUUCAUGACCAGGGGUUACAGCUUACCGGUAUCUGACAAGCGAUGA
Messenger RNA from Recurvomyces mirabilis, 933 nucleotides. RefSeq names its product Replication termination factor 2 (gene rtf2). Bases 1 to 933 code for a protein of 310 amino acids. Gene Ontology annotation, cellular component: nucleus. Lineage: Eukaryota; Fungi; Ascomycota; Dothideomycetes; Mycosphaerellales; Teratosphaeriaceae. The record is from RefSeq and is a predicted model, not a curated record. The transcript has a single exon. Gene Ontology annotation, biological process: site-specific DNA replication termination at RTS1 barrier; mitotic DNA replication termination.